AUGUCAGUCGAAGCAAAAACAUUCACGAACAAAUCUAAUGGUGAAACAUUCACAAAAGGCACUUAUAACGGUAUUGAAGUCUUACGUAGAGACAAGGAUGGUUACAUUAAUGCAACAAAGAUGUGUCAGCAGUUUAGGAAAGACUUUAGAAAGUUGUUGGAAAAUAAGUCCUGGGAAGAGUAUUAUAAGGCAUUUUGUGAAGAAUAUAGCAACCGCCGGAAUUCCGACAGUUGCUUUUUAUACAAAAUUCAUGCAGGAAUUCCUGAUGAAAUCAAACAGGUUAGAGGAACGUAUGUAGACCCAAGACUUAUAAACUAUAUAGCAAUGUGGGCUUCUCCAAAAUAUUGCAUAGCAGUUGGAAAAAUUAUGGACUCCAUAGACAAGAAAGUUCAUGAGAAAUUAGAUGAAGAAGACUCGAAAGAUACAGUAGAGAAUGCUAAACAUUUGUUUGAAGAAGAAGUUGGAAAAAUGCGCGAAAAACAA
This is a messenger RNA of Trichomonas vaginalis G3, 483 nucleotides long. RefSeq names its product KilA, N-terminal/APSES-type HTH, DNA-binding family. The transcript has a single exon. The record is from RefSeq and is a predicted model, not a curated record. Gene Ontology annotation, molecular function: DNA binding. NCBI's taxonomy places the organism in Eukaryota, Parabasalia, Trichomonadida, Trichomonadidae. The annotation marks the transcript as partial.